Xyrichtys novacula (pearly razorfish) is the source of this 10264-nucleotide messenger RNA. The record is from the annotation of a GenBank genome assembly. NCBI's taxonomy places the organism in Eukaryota, Metazoa, Chordata, Actinopteri, Labriformes, Labridae.
GGUCAGCAACAUUCAUCUCUGGAGGGGGUGUCUAACUUGGUGUUACGGUGUGUUUGACCCUAACUUCAAUUUCCUUAAAGCAACGGUUUCACUUGUUUCAUCAGUCAAUAAAUCAAAGAAAAUGGGGGAAAUUAACUCAUCUUUGACAAAAUAACUAUUGUAAAAAAUAAUCUUUUAUAAUAUUUAGGUUAGACUGCAUAACUCCACAAAAGCAACGUGAAUGAAAUGCAAAAGGGAUUUUUUUCCUACAUUUUCAGCUGCAGACAUAAAUAUCUGUAGGUCUAGUAUAGAGGAGAAUGGUUACAUUUUAUGCUAAUUGUCCCACCCCCCCUUAUUCACCUAUCACUAACCUCGGACACACCUGUCAAUCAUACCCACCCCUUCCUGCUCGGAGUGAAGAAGCAGGUAUGGAGUCUGAACACGUUUGUUAUCCUCUCCAUCAUCCUCUCAGAAUCAUCUUAAUCACUUAACAUUCCCUUUUUCUUCAUGAUCCAUGUUUCCCGUGCGUCCAUGACAAUGUAAGUAGUUCUCUUAUCUCUUGUUUCAUAAUUCAUCAGGUUUAUUUACGUUAAUUACAAUUCAGCUAACACAAUUAGCUACAGAGAUGUCGGAUUUCUGGUAGUUUUAUAAACUGUUGUAUCAAAUGUCAUACUUUAUCAAUGUCCUCCGUUUUCUUAAGAUGCUCCAAAAAGACAUCUGCUACAUAAAAAUGUCGUUUUUACAACGUGUUUAUAUUGUCAUCUAAGUUUCAUACAGGCCUCAAAGUUGGGUCUGACUGUGUGUCUGUUUAUGGAGUCAAAUUAAAACCAUCACCUCGUUUAUUGUAAUGCACAAGUAAUUCAUUUGGAAAUGAAACCCAAGUUGAGCCGAAUUUAGUGCGUUAUACACGAUUUCCUCCUUAAAUGUCGAAAAGGCUUACUUUCUUUAAAUGAUUCCUUCCAACUCAAUUUACGUGUCGAUAGCGCCAUUCACUGCAGGUGGUGAAAGGAGGUACUGCACGUGUUCUGUGUCGACAGUUCUCGCCUGUCACCAGGGUCGUAGGUUCGAAACUGGCUGGAGACAAUUAUCAUUAAAGACCCAAAAUGUCAUAAGAACAUAAAAAAAUAAUACAUAUUCGGUAUCAAGUUUAUAAUAUUUUGUAAUUCUCUGUAUUCCCGAUAUUUUUUUCUGCCGAAAAUCAACUUUUGCAGUUUGUUAAAAUAAAAAUACAUGUUUUUAAGUAGUUAUAAUCAUGCACAUUUGUACACCUCUGUCCAAAUAUUUUACUUUAAUUCUUCUUAUCUUCCUUAAUGGACCAAAGAAAAAAAAUUUUUUUGACAGUCUUCAGUAUUUUAAUUGAAUAAUAUACAUCGACAUGACAUUUUCAGUUUUGUUGUGACUUGUUUGGGUCUUACCUGACAAGUAUCUUCUUCUACAAAAUAAAUGAAUAAAAUAUAUAUCGAUAAAAAAGCGCUAUACCUUUGUUUUAGAGCAUUUUACAUAUUAGAGAAGAAUAAUUUUAAAGAUUUUUCACCAGCCUGCAAAUCCUAAGCAAUUUUUAAAUCAGAAAUUCAGGACAUUUAAUGGUACAGUUAUGGUGAAAUGUCAUUUAUUGAGACGUGAUCAUAACUAAUUUGCAGAAGAGAGAGUGACACUUGAUUCUCAUCGUCCCAUGACCUCUGGUGCUUAAUAUGCUUAACUUAAAACAGUGUACAUAUGUAUACAAAAUGUGUAAAUGAUUAAAGUCACAGGCUUUUAUUUUGAAAGUCACAGAGUGUGGACAGGCUAAGUUUCCGUAGUGUAGUGGUUAUCACGUUCGCCUCACACGCGAAAGGUCCCCGGUUCGAAACCGGGCGGAAACAUCUUUAACAUUUUUAAACACUUAGUUCACUCUUAGUUCAAGCAAUAUCACAGACAGUAUCUAUUGACUUUUGAUUGUUUUAAUUUCUAAACGUGAGUAAAAGUGUGUACAUAGUGAUAUGUUAUGUGUUGUAUUUAUAAAUAAACACGUAUGGUCCUUUCAUUUAUCUGUCUUAUGCUGGUUCAUGGUUUUUGUGGCCUUUUUGUGAUUACAUUUUCGUUUCCUUUUCUGCUGUUAUUCUUUCUCUCAUCCCCUGAAAUCUAUUUGUCUGUUUUCAUAUCUCUGAUGUUGUUGAAUCGCCACUGUUGGUUAAACUCUUGGAAUUUUAGUCAUUGUAUUCCUCACAUAUCUGUCCAUAUAUGUCCAUCUUUUCCGUGGCCUUUUGAUCACAGAAAUUUCCUAAAUGGUAAGAAACUAUUGUCAUUGUCAAUGUGUCUGGGACAGAAUUGGUGUUAUGAACAAAUGUAAGAUAUUUGCUGUCCUGAUCAGACCAAGUGUGUCUAAUAUCGUUAUAGCACCACAUACACGUAGGCCUCAGUUUAGUGGUCAAAAAUGGGUACUGCACGGUCAGGACUCAGAGCAGUCCUCGUUAGUAUAGUGGUGAGUAUCCCCGCCUGUCACGCGGGAGACCGGGGUUCGAUUCCCCGACGGGGAGGCUACACUUAUUUUCAUUUCAUACAAGUUACUCUACGUCAAAGACUGUCAUCUUUUAAAAUUGAAAUAACACACAAAAUAAAGAGGCUGUGUUUGACAAUCAGUUAUACACACCAGGACAAAAAUUCACUCUGUUGGUGUGAAAGCCCCUUAGAGGGAGCUGUAGAGUCAUUAUGAAACUGUCAUAAAGUUUCAUAUGACCUGCUCUGUAGAGAUGAUGUAUUCCUCCAAUGUUAUCCACUUCAGUGAGCUGAUUUGAGCUUCAAAAACUCCUCCUCUGCCCGGUUAACAGCACAAAAGUCUCAGCUGUUUUCUCUCCUCAAAGAUGAACGGCUUCGGAAAACAGCGAGAAGUUUGGAUGUUUUCAGGACAUCAUUGUAGAUUUUAGUGCUCACCACUUCACUUAAACCCCCUAAGACUAGUUUGAGCUGGAUUUGAGUCUCAGCUGUUGAUGAAACCUGGAGCUGUUCAUCUAGAGGUGGUCAGAGUAUUGUUCUUGAUUUCCUGUCUUUCUUCAAACUCAACAUAAAGUUUACUUAGUCUUCCUGAAAACCUCACCUGCUAUGUUAUGGUUUUGGACGUUUAUGUGUGAAAUUUCUGGAUUUUCAGACAAUGUUUAUAAGAGAGUAAAGCAAAAAUAUAUAAGAGAAAAAACAGAAAAUUUUGACACGAAUAACCAGCCCUUUGUGCGUCUGCGACGUCUCCACACAGCUAGGGUCAGUGUGUGCGUGUGUGUGCGAGUGGGUGUGUGUCACAGACAAAGUCCUCUUGUCUUCAGUAUUUCCUUCCAUUGGUGAAAACAUGCAGCUUUCUUAUUCGUUGGUCUGUUCCUGUUUUGACUGUCAUUUUAUCCUGUUAGUCAUGAAUCACAUUUUAAAACUUUUAAAGAGAUUAAAGUUGAGAGCGAUCACAGAGUUUGUGGAAAUAGAAAAACAUCUGAUUGGUUGCAAGUGUUUUUUUCUUGCUGUCAGACGCUUUAUACAUUAAAGGAUCAUUUCAGAAUAUAUUUGUGUUAAUGCUGCCGAAAAGAUUGUAAUUUUUUUUAUAAAACUCACCCAGCUUUACACAAAAAUCGAGCCAGGCAAAAAAUUUGAUUUCACACAGGCUAAACAGCACCCCUAGUUUUAGCAUGUACGCUAAACCUCCAGUAGGGUUAAUGUAUAUGCAUGAGACCCAUAAGGAAGUCUCGUAUUACAAAAAUAAGUUUAACAAUUAAUGGUGCAAAUUUGAACAGCUCAUUAUGAAACAGUUAUUAUUGCUCGUUCGUACAACCGUCUAACUCUUUAUCAGUUCUCUACGACCAUUAUUGAGCCCCCUUGUGGAAAUACAUGGUAUUACAUUCACAUAGAAUAUCCAGUUUUAUACGAGUGGAACAGGGCUCAAAGUAACAGUUUGGAUUAUGUUUGUAAUCAUUAGGGCUGUAAUCAACCAAAGAAGUUCUUGGUCGACUAAAACCCUGAAAUUUUCAACCACAAAUCAACUAAUCAACUAAUCCCACUGGAUCCGGAACCGGCUCAGGACCAGGUACGAAUCCAAAAUGUUGAAAAUGAAAGGUGUGUUCUGAGACAAGCUGUUACCUGUGAAACGGGGGUGCUCUGAAAACACCCCCAUAAUUACUUGGUACGUCCCUCCUGAUGAAAUUAACCAUAGACUGUAAAAAAAAAUCGAGUCGACCAAUCAAAAUUUUGUUCAACAUGGUAUCAACCAAUAAGUCGACUAGGACUUUACAGCCCUAGUAAUCAUUAUUGCGCCUUCCUAGUACCUUUAAAAAAGUCACUUGAGGCAGAGGAUAGGUCGUGUAUAUUUGUGUGACACGCUGCUGCUGUUCCAAAGAAGCACCCAAAGUUCAUCAAAGUUUUUUGAGCUUUAAUGACAGAAAAAACACUUCUACAAUGGCCAAUGAUUCACACGCGCACAUCAGUAUAAUAUGUGUACACUUUGUGACGUGUAUCAUUGCAAACAAAGAACGUACAGCGCAGUCAACAAAAAUUACAGUGAACUAGGCUCACCUCUCCACCCCAGGGCAGGUAAGACCGCCCCUUAUAUAACUUACCGGCUUGACCCAAACCCAGCGAAACCAAUGGCAACCAGACAAAAGUAACAGAACACAGGAUAACUGAUAAGCAAAGCAACAUUAUGGCUCCUACAAUUAUAAAUAACUGAAUAAAAAACAAACAUAGAAAAUAAAUGAAAAAAACUGAAAUAACGAUAAACAUGAACGUUCAUCUAAAGAGGUAUUGAACCUUUAACCUCCAUCAAAUCCUGUUUUUUUCAACCAUGUUGUUAACAUCACAUAUUCUUAAUCGCACAAUUAUGUUGAGGGAUGGUUUUAAAAUGAAGUAGUCUGGUGCUGUGACUCCAGUAACUGGACUAAUGUGAUGCAGUUUCAUGCACUAAGUCCGCCUCACAGAGACUGCAGACAUUCACAACAUGAGAAUCAAUGAAGUCUUCAUCAUGCAGUUUCACACACAAACAAAUGGACACAGACACACACUGUGUGUUUGGCCCCGCCCCCCCCCAGAGACACCCCCCCAUCACUGAGUCGUCUUCUCGCUGGACAGUGAACAUACACACACACAAACACACACGCUCACACUCACAGGAUGGACGCCACCUCGCCUCGCUGCUGUCGUGUGUUUCAGACCGUCAUCGCCGUCCUCUUCGCCCUGACAGGUGAGAUCCAGAGCGCUGACAUAGCGGUGAAAACAGAUUAAUUUCUGCCAAUUUUUACACUGUAAGAAAUAUGUUGUUGGCAGUUAAUUAUUCCUCGGGUUAUAGCACAUUUUUGUAAAUUAUUGCUUAAUUAAGAAUAUUGUGAAGAUAAUAUACUGAACAUUUAAAAUAUUUAACGUUAUUUAAGACAAAAAGUUCUCCGAUCAGGACAAAACCAGCUUAUCGACAGGAUUUCGUUUUUUAGCGACUCUAAAUGUUCAUACAUCUUUUUUUACUGGUGGGUCAGGACGUUAAAUUUGUCGGCUUUAUUUGUCCGUGCUGCAGGUGUACACUUCUCAACAGUCUCCUCCUUCAAGGUGAUGGAGGGGGGCGUGGCCUCUCUGUCCUGUCAGUACUCUGUGAAGCGAUUCGGUCUCAGUCGGGUCUGCUGGGGUCGUGGCUGCGGGACCUUCUGGUGCAGUAACAUCCUGGUGCAGACGGACGAGAACGGCGUCAUCUCAAAGGUCAGGUCAGAAUAAUCUGAAGAUGGUGACGCUUCAUGUCGAAACGGUGAAAAUAUCAGAGGGGCGUUCACGGAAAAAAUGUGUUUUUGACAAACCUCAUCAUGAAUAAUCGCUAAUCCAGACUUGCUUUUUUAUGCAUGUCAUUGUUUUCCAUCUGAUUAGCAGCUAAAGGCAGGACCGUGUGUUCAGAUCAAAAGAAGAGAAACUUUUUCUCCAAAAACCUACAAAAACAUAGAUUCCAGUUCGCACAGUCUUCCAGGGAGCUGCUGUCUGUUUCUACUGAGUUAGACAGUUUAUUUGUUGAAUGAAAGUCAGAUCCAUCAUUUCUGAUGCAUUCAGGAAAGUCAGGAAAUCUAAACUCUGAUUGUCUUUAGUGACUCAGAAUCAGUAUAGUUAUUUGAUCUAGACGACCAUGCAGACAGAAAUCCAACUAUGGGAGCUGGAGGUCCUUACCUCCAAUUUUCACCGCAUCCGGAACGGCUCCAAUAUGGAUUUCCUACCGGAUUCAUUGGUAAGGCAAAUAUCGUGGCAGACUACAGACAGCGGUAAUCAUGAGAACUCACAAGAACCCACAGAUUGACCAAUGCAAUGGCCUGAUAACGAGUUGUCUCUAUAAAGACAGCCGCAUAGACAUAAAAGCAGUAGAUUGUGUUCUUCCAGAGGAGGAAAUCUACUUCUAGACUUCUAGAAUCAGCAUCUCCUCAUCCAUGGUGUCAUCGGGGUGAAAUGACGUCUGAAAACCUCUUACUUCUUCGUCUACGUAUGCGUGGUGUGAAAUACGAUCCUCCUGAAACACGGAUUGUUUUAUUUUGAAAAGAAGCCGGAUGUUUUAUUUUGUGUCUGUGCCCGACUUCCUUUACAACACGGGUUAAUCUGUGUUAAAUUUAUCCGGCGUGCUCCGGCGUCCGGAAAAAAUAGAAGUCUUGCGAUCAGCUGAGGAGUCCAGCGAUCCACAGUGGAACAGAAAGAAGCCGGUGGAAAUUGAAUGGUUACGAUUGGCGGAUACGGCCUUUUCAUAGCCGAAAAUUGGGGGUUAUUCAAGACUGUGCUCCUCCUGCUUUUGCUCUCCAUACAGACUGAUUUUCCUGCAGACUUGAAAGCCUGCUGGCUCCUGAUUGGCCGGUACAGACUCUACAUUGGUGCAGAAUCUGUAAAUAGAGAGGUCAGUCUCAGCGGUAAAAUCUGAGACGGACUCAGCGAUUAAAAAAUCUUCCACGCCCUGCAGCGAGCCGUUUGUGAGGUUGUAUCUCAACAUUUUAAUGUGACCAGAUUGUGUUUGUAACAUUAAGAUAACAAACAAAUUUCAGAUUUCUCUCUAACUUUUGUUUCGAAGAGUGGCUCGGUGUUUUCAGACUUUUUAGAUUUAUGUGACUCCCAGCUCUCCAGACUCUCUCUCUCUUUUCUCUUAGAUUAUUUUUAACUUGUUUAAAGACCUGAACCGCUCUAACACUGACCCCUGACUGCUGUAGGUGGAGGACCGGUACCGGCUGACCGGGGACGUCCUGGAUGGACAGAUGGACCUGGACAUUGUGAACGUGAGGAGGACAGACAGUGGGCCGUACUGCUGCAGGGUGGACAUCGACGGGAUCUUCAAUGAUAAGAAGUCCAUCAUGAACCUGAGAGUGGUCAAAGGUGAGCUGAGUGGUUGUAUCAGGAGGUUAUCAUGUUAUCAGGAGUAAAAGUCGGUCAAACCAGGCCGCCUCUGGAUAUGGAGUUCACCAAGUUUGACCAUCAGACUCAUAUAUGAACGGUGAAUGUGGACUUUCUAAUCUCUAUACCUGUGACUCUGUGAACUCGUCUUUACCUGACUUUUUUUCCCUGCACAGCUCCAGUCACCAGCUCUCCUACAACCACAACAACAACCACAACCACAACAACCAAUCAGGUCACAGAGCAGUCGUCCUCCACAGGUGAUAGAGUUACCAAAUUGGAUUUGUUUGUUCUGGUUUCAGUCAGAUCUGCAGGACUCCAGGUGUUCAUCCGUCAUUCUGUUUUUAUUUUUUAUAGUGAAUUGGAAAUCUCUGCUGUCGUCUCACCUCGACCUGCUGAAAAAAAACUCCACCCUGCUGCGCUCGGACUCCGUCAACGUGAGUAAAUUCAGACGUGUUCAUGUGAUUCAUAUGAAAACACAUUACCCAUCAGGUUUUCUUUUGGUUUGUGGGGUUAAAUUCACGACUGUGUCCACAAAAAGAGUUUAAACUCUGGGUAAAAUGUUAGUUUGAUGGUUUACAAUAAUUUUAAAUCGUACAAAACAACAUAUGAAAUCUCUCUGGUCUCCUCUUUCAUGCUUCAGUUUGAACCUCAUUUGUGGAUGCAGUGAUGAUCUGUGUUCACAGUCAAUGGUUUUUUAAGUGAUUCCAGGGUGUCCGUGGGGUUUUAAAAAGUAGUAAAGGUUGAUAAAUCAACCUCGGUAUAAUUAAGGCCCUUAAAAAGUAUAAAAAACUCUUAAUCCUGAUUUUAUGCGGUAUAAAAGUUUACUGGUAUUUAAGCUUUGAUACCAAAAAGUGCCAUCAGACUUUACAGCAGUGAGUGGAAAGAGAGAUGUCUAAAAAUGAAUAUUACACCUCCCCCCAGUAAUACAAAGACUCACGUUUUAUAUCUUGUGCCAAUAAGCAGGUUGGAGCACAACAUAUUUGGGCGGUAAUUUAUUUUGCUUUUGUUCAUCUUUACUUUUUGAAUUUUUCAAUAAAACGUCAGCGGUAAAGUAUCCUGUGUGUGCGCUGUGAAAUGAUCCCUUCUAUGCUUGUACACAGCUGUGAAAACAUACAUGGACUGAUCAGGCACUGACAACAAACCCUCGCCAAGCAGUACUGCCUAAAAAAGGCACCUUAGUUUAGUUUAUUCUUUUGAGUUUUAUCCCUCAGCUGACCUCGUUUCUGUUGAAUAGCAAACAACAGCUUUAGGUGGUGAAGAGGUCUUCACAUUUUAUGAAAGUUUUUUUUAAAAGUCUUAAAAAGAUGUUGAAAUUAACCUCAGGAUAAGCCCAUGCGGUGAUUUCCACUUCAGAGUCCUGUCUGUUUUUAAUGCAGUCCUACCUGAGGGAGAUCAGGAGGUUGUUUCUCUAACAACAUUUUAGAAACGUUUUUCAGACCCUCAGAUUUUUUAAUGCAGUCCUACCUGAGGGAGAUAACAUUCCUCUCUGUCUCUCUCUCUCUGUCUCUCAGGUGGAGGACUCUGCUGUCCCCUCUCUCUCUCUUCAGAUAAACGUCCCCGUCCUCUCCCUCUCGCUCGCCCUGUUGUCCGUCUUGGCGGCGGUUUUCCUCUUCCUGGCCUUCAAACGUACGUCUCGCCUCCUCAUCUCAGUAACAGAGUCUGGUGCUCUCUGACUGUGAUGAUCGUCAAUUCAAAGUGAAGUUUCCGAGGUUUUAACGUGUUCAAAGUUUCUGACUUCAGUUUGGUUCUCCUCUCCAGGUGGGAUCUACAACCGAGCCUUAAAGACGGACUGGUGAGUCUGACUCUUGUCUCCACAUUUGUCUGAAUAAGGAUGUCGAAGCUGUUAAAGAGUUUAGGACUGUAAUCGUGAUAGCUGACCAUCUUUUCUUCUUAGUUUCUCCUCCGAAGAGCCUCCUCACAUCAUCUAUGAGAUCCGAAUGAGGCGACCAGUCCAGGAGAACAUCUACACUCUUGACUAGGAACCGGUCCGCAUCCCGACUAGACUUAGGAAGAGUUGAAGUUAAACUUAAUGAUAACAGUUAAAAUCAAUCAGACUAAUUCUUGUUCCUGAAGUUGAAGAGUUGAUCAACGUUGUGUUUGGAUCACUGUUGUGGUUCUAUGUGCAGAUUCUGAAGUGGAAAACAUACAGGAUCCGUGUUGAGUGUGUCCCGUCAGCGUUGCAUAUCACGCAGCAAGUAGGUUCCCAUUCUAAUCAACGCCUAUUAGAAUCAACAGUCUAUUUUCUCUGCUCUACGCUUCCAACACGUGUCAAUCUACACAGAGAAGAUCGUUAUAGACAGCAUGACAAGCAUGAAAACUGCACGUCAUCUGGUAAAUUUCAAAAUAAAACACCAUACCCGAACUCCUGACUGUUUAUCAGUUGGUGUAGAUGAGAAAUACUUCCUGGUUCUGGAUUUAUCAGUAACACAAAACAAUCCGAUGGUCAAUCCCUGAUCCAUGUGGACCACAACAGGACUUUGAACUGCUAACUCUGUCUGAAGGUAACAGCACAGCAUAAAGGAACAUGGUUUACUUAAUUAAACACGAGUAAACCUGCAAAAACCAAAACUUUAAAAUCAGGUUGUUUUUCACAUACAGUAGAUGCUCAACAGUCACUGAAUUAUAUCCAAAUUAGCAGGAAAUAGACCACAGAAAGGAAAAACAACCUGUUGUGAGCAUGUUGUUUUCUUUGUACUGAGCCCAGCUGACCGGGUCUGAGCUACCCUGCUGCUACGCUCCAAAUACACAUCCAUCCGAUAGGCAGCGUUGCUUGGCAGAGCAGAGACGCGACACUGACGGAACGCGCUCAACACGGAUCCUGUAUGUUUUCGGCUUCAGUCUGGAUGUUUUCAGCGAGAGGAUGCUGCUGCUGCUGCUGUUUGCGUUUACUCUAGAGAUAACCUGCCAGGAAAAGACGGAAUAAAGCCAGAAAAACUCUCCA